Medioppia subpectinata is the source of this 279-nucleotide messenger RNA. Lineage: Eukaryota; Metazoa; Arthropoda; Arachnida; Sarcoptiformes; Oppiidae. The record is from the annotation of a GenBank genome assembly.
AUGUUUAGCGAUAUAAUUGAUGCGACAAAACCUAAAAACUCAUGCAUACAACCCAUGCAAAUGAGUCCGGACUCACCACUCAGUGAGGACUGUCUGGUGCUUAACAUAUGGACGAAAAAUGUGGAGGAAUUAAAACCAGUGAUGUUUUGGAUUCAUGGCGGGGCCCUUAAUGUGGGAUCAAUAUUUCAAGAGUGGUAUAACGGGAGCGCUUUGGCCACACAUGAGGUGGUGGUUGUGUCCGUCAACUAUACAGAGCUGUCACCCUAUUUGUCCAAUUUU